This is a messenger RNA of Orbicella faveolata, 2923 nucleotides long. Its product is annotated as tRNA-dihydrouridine(16/17) synthase [NAD(P)(+)]-like. Gene Ontology annotation, molecular function: tRNA dihydrouridine synthase activity; flavin adenine dinucleotide binding. Lineage: Eukaryota; Metazoa; Cnidaria; Anthozoa; Scleractinia; Merulinidae. Gene Ontology annotation, biological process: tRNA processing. The record is from RefSeq and is a predicted model, not a curated record.
AAGACAGCAGAGAGAGAAAGGGAAAAAGCUGCAUGGAAGAACUGGAGUGAGGUACAAAUCGCAGCGGCUGACAGAGCUGGUUGGCGGGAUUGUGUUGAGGCCUUAUGUGCCACACGGCACGAAGAAGAUAGGUAACAGGUAACAUCCUAGAGUAAACUGCUUGAAAACCCUACCCUUCACAGCGGCACAUACCUAUAUAGCCCAUAUAUGGCAGUGCCCCCCCCCCUCUCCCUCCGGGGAUUGCUCUUCCGAUCCGUAUUCCCAUCCUACCAUGUGCUCGCCUCGUUGGUGAAAGGCAGACAGCCUGUCGGAAGAGAGCCUGGGCCGAGUUUGUUUGCCUAGGUUAGUAACCAGCGGUAUUCUUUCUAAGUGAUGCAACCUCAAGGAAGAGGAAGCAAAAAUGGCUCCAAAAUAUAAAAGCUACGAGUAUUGGGAACACGUUCUCAAGUCUCCAAAAUACAUUGUGGCUCCUAUGGUGGAUCAAUCUGAACUACCCUGGCGACUUUUGAGCCGGAAAUAUGGCGCACAGUUGUGCUACACGCCAAUGAUUCACGCCGGCCUGUUUGUGAAGGAUUUGUUUUACAGGAAGGAAUCUUUUCAGACUUGUAAAGAAGAUAGACCAUUGAUUGUACAGUUUUGUGCAAAUGAUCCAGAAAUUUUUCUCAAAGCUGCUCAGUUAGUGGAACCAUACUGUGAUGGAAUUGAUUUGAACCUUGGAUGUCCACAGAUAAUAGCAAGAAGAGGUCACUAUGGGGCAUUUUUACAAGAUGAGUGGGAAUUAAUAGCUUCCAUGGUUAGCUUACUCAAUGAGAAACUGUCCAUUCCAAUAAGCUGUAAAAUCCGUGUGUUUGAUGAUCUGGAAAAAACUGUGAAAUAUGCAAAAAUGUUAGAGAAAGCAGGCUGUCAGCUACUGACUAUUCAUGGACGCACAAGGGAACAAAAGGGUCUGAACACUGGCUUAGCAAACUGGGAUGUAAUCAAAACAGUAAAGGAAAAUGUGUCAAUCCCUGUCUUUGCUAAUGGAAAUAUUCAAUACUUGCGGGAUGUGGAGAGAUGUAUGGUCUAUACAGGAGUAGAUGGAGUAAUGUCAGCAGAGGGAAAUCUGAGCAACCCAGCCCUUUUCAGUGGUGAACAUCCCCCUGUGUGGGAAAUGACAGAUCAGUACUUGGCACUGGUGGAUGAACAUCCAUGCCUAUUGUCAUACAUAAGGGGACAUCUGUUUAGGCUUUGGAGGAUUGUUCUGGAUAAAAACAAAGACCUGAGAGAUAUCCUGGGAACAGCCAAGUCAAUCGAGAAAAUGAAAGAAGUAUGUCAGACGUUGAAAGAGAGAAUUCAGAAAGAUAUCGAAGAAAACGUUGAACCGGACUCCACAGUUAUUCCUUAUUGGAGAUGUCAGCCAUACAUAAGAUCGAAUCCAGGAGUAAAGAGAACGCUGGAACAGAUGAAGGAAGACGAAGAGAGAAUCAAAGAGGUUACAAAAGCCAGAGAAAUGAAGAAAGCCAUGAAGAAAAAGAAAGUGAAAGCGCGAAAUGAAAGGACUUGGUCGAUCUGUGCAAAGUGUGCAGUCAAUCCUAAGGGCAUGAAAUGUUCAUUCGAUCUGUGUCGUAUUUGUUGUCGCAUCAAGGCAAUUGACGAGGCCUUGGACUGUCGAGGACAUCGAAUCAAAGCAGCUCGUUUAAAAGCAGACGAUUCAACCCCGAAAGAAAUUAAUAAUCACCUUGUUGAAAAAGAGCUUAACAAAACGGUGGAAACUGAACAGUUACCGAGUUGACAGACGACAGACGACAGACGAGGGAUAGAACUUGGAUGAGUUUGGCAGUCGAAUGUACAAACUUGGUGCUUUUUUCCACUUCUAAGCCCGGCGACCUCAGAAUGCAAUUACCUUGGUCGCGGUGACGGAUUCUCAAUACUAGUGAAAUCUGUACCAUGGUCUUUCGAUUCAGUUCUGCCGACAAACAUUCUUCUUACCACACAAUUGAAGUCGUGAUGUAAUCUGGUUCCAAGAUCUCUUGUGUGGGGGCGGGGGUAGAUCCAGGAACGGGAUAAUUCUCGCAUGCCACAAUCCUGACACGGUCGCGUGAUACAGGUCGCGGAUUUGAACAUAUCGUCCUCAAGUGAAUUGGGAACGAGGGAGUUGUGAUGUAGGGCUGCGGGACAAGCUUUUUAUUACGAAAAGAAUGACGUUGUUAUUGCUGUUCGCGGAGAAGUAAUUACAUUUGUGUAUUUUAUUUGUUUGAUUAGUUAGCUAAUUACGAGAAGAUUAGAUUUAGAAUAUUCUUAGAAUAAAGUUGUGAGAUGAUCCGAAAAAGAACAGAUUUUAAACCUAGUGGUUAUGCCAUGAAAUUCUAUCACGAGGUUAUCGUAAGUUGUCUGUUACUAGUAUCCACGCUCGUUUCGUUAAGAGAGACAUUUCUAAGUUCUUAUAACCGGAAUGCUUGAUAAUUUAUUGGUAGUGAAAAUAGGCGAGUGUUUCAUUGAGACCAGUUGCGUUUUUUUUCCGUUGGCAGUUCUUGGCGCUGCUCAGGACACCUGAUACAUGCUUCAUACAACACUCAAACGACGGUUCUUCCCACAGUAACUAAAUAUGAAACUCACUCGAAAUGAGUGAAAAACUGCAAUCUAUAUUAAAACCUGUGGGAAUGGGCCAUUUCUGUUUCAAAGCGAGUCCUUGUGCAAAAUUUAACCUUUCAUACGAAAAUGAGUUUGGUUUGCAUAAAAAUAAACCUGUAACAGGGACACAUUUUCGUAUGAAUGGUUUCGCACCAAGACUCGUUUUGACACAGAGGCAAAAGGCAACUCCGAAAUGACCUGUUGAAACUAAGGCAUGACCCAGUGGCUCUCAUUAUUUCUAAGGAUAUAAAAUUAAUUAACCAGGAUUUUAGUUGAUGGAAUAGUUCCUUAUUAAAAUUGUAUUGUAAGGUCA